This is a messenger RNA of Polistes canadensis, 477 nucleotides long. Its product is annotated as cyclin-dependent kinase inhibitor 1C-like. NCBI's taxonomy places the organism in Eukaryota, Metazoa, Arthropoda, Insecta, Hymenoptera, Vespidae. The coding region runs from base 1 to 477 and encodes 158 amino acids. The transcript has 3 exons. The record is from RefSeq and is a predicted model, not a curated record.
AUGAACGCUAAGGUGUUUGCUCUUUUGGCCCUCGUGGCAUUGACUACAGCCGAAGACACUUUGAACAAAGAGACGAAAAAAGAUAAGCGAGGACUCGUUGAAUUCGGUUACGGUUUGGGAUACUCGUCUCAAUACCCAUCAAUUGGUAUCAGCCAUGGAGUGUCUACGAUCGUGACAAAAGAAGUUGCAGUGCCAGUCCCGCACCCGGUCCCUGUAACUGUCGAGAGGCAUGUCCCGGUCCCAGUCAAGGUGCCGUAUGCAGUACCGGUAGAUAGGCCGUACCCUGUACACGUACCCAAGCCUUAUCCAGUCGAAGUAACAAAGCAUGUUCCUAUUCCGGUUGACCGUCCUGUUCCAGUUCCAGUAAGUGUCCCGGUCAAGGUCCCGGUCCCAGCCCCAUACAUAGUCAAGGUACCUCAACCUUAUGGGGUCUAUGUUUCCUCUGGCAUUUCUUAUGGUGGUCAAUCUUCUUGGUAA